Molecule: messenger RNA, 1871 nt
Organism: Sapajus apella (tufted capuchin)
Lineage: Eukaryota; Metazoa; Chordata; Mammalia; Primates; Cebidae
Gene: LHFPL1
Product: LHFPL tetraspan subfamily member 1
Exons: 3
Coding region: 386-1114 (242 amino acids)
Cellular component (GO): membrane
Source: RefSeq, a predicted model, not a curated record
UCAGAUAUUGCCUCUUUUCAAGCUACCAGGCCAGCAAGUCCAUUCAGCUGGAAGCUGGGAGAGCAGCCUUGUUUUCAUUUAGACUCCUUUUCUGCCACUUGUUCCACGAUGUAUGUCAAGAGUUAAAAGCUGUCUGAUCACUGUAUUUGAGUUGGCAAAGCAGACCCUAAUUCCGUUAUCUGGUUCCUCCACUGUAGACUGAAGACCAUAGAACUCUAAAUGAGGCAGAAGGAAGGGAAGGUGGGAAAAGUACUGAAAAGGAAAAUCCCGCAGGGAUCCAAAUGGUCCUCGAGAGAAUAAUCUUACCCAGAAGCAAGGACCAAGUGACACAUAACUGGGCCCCAGGACUGGCCAACCAGAUGAAAAAUAGGCCAGUGGAGCCUACAUGGUAACUUAUUGCAUUUGGUGCUGUGACGCAACUCAUCUCCACAUCCCUGCAGAGAAACCUGAGACCAUGAGGAGCAGCCUGACCAUGGUGGGAACGCUCUGGGCCUUCCUGUCCCUUGUUACUGCUGUGGCCAGUUCUACCAGUUAUUUCCUACCUUACUGGCUCUUUGGAUCCCAGCUCGGGAAGCCAGUGUCAUUUAGCACAUUCCGGAGGUGCAACUACCCUGUGCGGGGAGAAGGACACAGUCUGAUCAUGGUGGAAGAAUGUGGGCGUUAUGCCAGCUUCAAUGCCAUCCCAAGCCUGGCCUGGCAGAUGUGCACGGUGGUGACAGGUGCCGGCUGUGCUCUGCUGCUCCUGGUGGCACUGGCUGCUGUCCUGGGUUGCUGCAUGGAGGAGCUCAUCUCCAGAAUGAUGGGACGUUGCAUGGGAGCAGCGCAGUUCGUUGGAGGGCUGCUGAUAAGCUCAGGCUGUGCCUUAUACCCUUUAGGAUGGAAUAGCCCGGAGAUAAUGCAAACAUGUGGGAAUGUCUCCAAUCAAUUUCAGUUAGGUACCUGUCGGCUUGGCUGGGCCUAUUACUGUGCUGGAGGUGGAGCAGCUGCAGCCAUGUUGAUCUGUACCUGGCUCUCUUGCUUUGCUGGAAGAAACCCCAAGCCUGUCAUGUUGGUGGAGAGCAUGAGGAAUACCAAUUCUUAUGCUAUGGAGCUUGACCGCUGCCUCAAACCUUGAGCUUUGAAAGAAGAUUGGAGAGGGUGGGAAGGGGGAGGAAAGAGAGACCUGAAAACAUGUAUUAAAGAUUAGGCCAUUUGUCAUCUGACUGCCAGAAGUAUAGCCUAGUGUUUGCAUGCUUUUUAACGUAAUUGUCAUUCAUUUUCACAUAUCUUUAAGCCAGUAGGUCACUGGCUGUUUAUAAAAUUCAUCUAGAGCAAACAUUCUCAGACACUUACCCAGCUGGUGAGUACCUGCCAACCCAAAGACUCAAAGUACUCCUUUAUGCAAAAUAGGAUCUAAAGCUAAGGCUGGGUAAGAAUCGUUGUGCAGAGAGGGAGCACGAGAUGGGUAGAGCUGGUUCCUACCACUCCAAUCACACAGCUCAUUCCGUCAUUUAUUGCCACCCCCAAACAUCUCUGGAGUACCACUGCUCAAUUCUUGUGAUACUAUCAGGAGUAUACCUUGACUCUUUUUUUCUCCUGCUUUUCUUCCCUCCCCCCACCCCCCGUUGUGGGGAAGCUUGGGGGAGGGUGACUCCCAGUGGGGAAAACAUUAAUCAAGAAUGCUUGCGUUUAGCUUGGAGCCUCUUCCUCAUUAUGCUUUAGAAUAUUCAUAGGAGUUCACUUUGUAUUCUGGCUGGGUGAUGAGCAAAAAAUAUAUAGUAGCAAAUAUUCCCUAAUCCUUUAGCGAUACAGAAAUAGUGUUCAUAAAAUGUUGUGAGAAUAGACUAGCGUUUGUGGGGCACUCAAUAGAUUUAAAUUCAUGGUGUCAGUGA